AUGCCAUACCUAACCAACGCAUUAAACGAGGUAGGCCUCCUAACAAUGUGGCACUCCACAUUGGAUGUCAAACUCCUCUGCGCUCAACGUUUCGUCCGACUAUUCGCAUACGGCGGCUCAACACUCAUCCUCGCGUCAUACCUAUCCGCCAUUGGCAUCUCGGAUGAUCGCAUUGGAUUAUUUAUGACGUUGACACUGGUCGGCGAUGUGGUGAUUAGCUUCUUCCUCACACUAUUUGCAGAUGCAAUGGGCCGCAAGGCGGUGUUGUCGCUUGGAUCGGCGUUGAUGGCUGGGAGUGGGCUGGUUUUUGGAUUUUUUGGGAAUUAUUGGGCUCUUUUGGCUGCGGCGGUUUUUGGUGUUAUUAGUCCGAGUGGGAAUGAAAUUGGUCCCUUCCGCGCUGUGGAGGAAUCGACCUUGGCGCAUCUUACGCCUCAUGAGUUGCUUAGUGAUGUUUUUGCUUGGUAUUCGCUUAUUGGGACUGCGGGAUCGGCGUUGGGUAUGCUGGUCUGUGGCUGGAUUAUCAAUUCUUUGGAGUCUAUUCACGGGUGGGAGUUCAUUCCUUCGUGUCGGAUUAUCUUCUUCGUCUAUGCCGGUGUUGGUAUCGUCAAGUUGAUUCUUACUCUGGGUUUGAGUGGCAAGGUUGAGCUUCAGAAGGAGGAGGCUCCGGAGAAUGGUGAAACUCGUGCACUGCUGGAUCCAAACCCAGAACAGGAACAGGAGGCACCCAAGAAGAAGGGCUUGUUUGCAUCUAUUGAAAAGGAUCUGUGGUCGCUGGUUAUUCGACUGUUCAUCUUGUUCGGUCUGGACGCGUUCGCCUCUGGACUGGCUUCUCUAUCCUGGAUGACAUACUUCUUCAAGCGCAAGUUCUCCCUCCCCGAGGGUGAACUCGGAACGAUCUUCUUCAUCACGAACAUCAUCUCCGCAGCCUCCAUGCUGGUCGCAUCAUCUCUCGCCAAGCGCAUUGGAAAUGUCAAGACCAUGGCCUUCACUCACCUCCCCUCAGCCGUCUGCCUGGCCCUGGUAUCCGUCCCAUCCAGCCUCCCAUUGGCCCUAACCCUCCUCGUCCUACGAGCUAGCUCCCAGAGCAUGGACGUAGCGCCCCGCUCCGCAUUCCUAGCGGCAGUCCUACCGGCAGACAAGCGCACAGCCAUCAUGGGAGCCGUCAACGUUGUCAAGACAACCAGUCAAACCAUGGGGCCCCUGCUAACAGGUAUCUUGGCACGCAAUGGCUUCUUCGGUGUCUCCUUCAUGAUCGCCGGAUGCUUGAAGGUCGUCUACGACCUGGGCAUAUUGGCCAGUUUCGCCGGCAUGGAAACACCUCGCAAGCGGGCUGCGCAAGAAGCCGACGAAGAAAAUGAAGCUCUCACUCUUCCCACCCGCAGCCAAGCCUUCCUACAUCGUCUUGGCACCUGCGAUGGCCAACUCAACCCUAACGCCCAUCCUAGUCAUGUCCAACAAUGGCAUACCAGAACACACCAUAAGAAUGAAGUCAACGCGUUUUUCGAUGUCCUCGAUUUGGAAAUGCUCGCAUCCGCUUUGCAUAGCGCAUCCCCGAUCCGCGCGGGCAAUCUUCUGCAGAUCGGCCUCCUAAACCUCCUCAGAGUAGCAACAUCCCACCUACCAACCCUCCUCCCAGACCUAGAACUAAUAAACUUCUCCCGCAAACCAUCCCCCUUCUCAACAUGGUCCACUCACGGCGUCAUCCCAGUCCGCUGCCACUCUCACAACGACUACUGGCGCCACGUGCCCCUCCACUCGGCUCUAUCAGCCGGGUGUAUCAGCGUCGAGGCUGAUGUGUGGCCAUGGCGCGAUCAGAUCCUUGUCGGUCAUUCACGGUUUACUGUGUUGAGGGGGACGUUGGGGAGACUUUAUCUGGAGCCUUUGGUUGAGAUGCUUGAUUUGCAUAAUCGGGAGAAGGUGGAAUGGGAUGCGAUUGGGAGCGGCGGUGAGAUUGGGGACGGUGACGGUGAUGAUAUCGUGGGCGUAUUCGCAAAUGAUCCCAAACAAACCCUCGUCCUACUCAUCGAUUUCAAAUCCGACGGCGAGUUACUCUGGUCUCUUCUUUCUGAUGCGCUUACUCCCCUUCGGGAUCGGGGGUAUCUGACUUAUUUCAACGGGAGUGGCGUUGUCAUGCGCCCUGUUACAAUCGUUGCGAGUGGGAAUAUUUCUUUUUCGAGUCUUGUGCGGAAUACAACGUAUCGUGAUAUCUUCUAUGAUGCACCACUGGAUAACCUCACCCAAUUCCCAGUCAAUGAUACCACGACGACAAUCACAGAUCAAGUCUCAAAAGACUCAAACGGACAGUUCAUGGGUCCCCUAUUCAACCCAAAUAACAGUUACUACGCCUCCGUCGACUUCCGCAAGGCAAUAGGCCAUCUCCAGCUCGGCCGAUUAUCAGAGACCCAACUCGAGACUCUCCGGGCUCAAGUGCACGCUGCCCAUGAACUGGGGUUGAAAGUGCGGUAUUGGGGGAAUCCGAGUUGGCCGAUUGGACUCCGGGAUCGUGUUUGGAAUGUGUUUGUGCAUGAGGGUGUGGAUGUGAUUAAUACGGAUGAUUUGAGGGGGGUGACUAGGCAGGUGUGGAGGGAUAGUUAUUGGUGA
This is a messenger RNA of Penicillium arizonense, 2601 nucleotides long. Its product is annotated as putative MFS transporter. The transcript is spliced from 6 exons. Gene Ontology annotation, cellular component: fungal-type vacuole membrane. The coding region runs from base 1 to 2601 and encodes 866 amino acids. Lineage: Eukaryota; Fungi; Ascomycota; Eurotiomycetes; Eurotiales; Aspergillaceae. Gene Ontology annotation, molecular function: phosphoric diester hydrolase activity; transmembrane transporter activity. The record is from RefSeq and is a predicted model, not a curated record. Gene Ontology annotation, biological process: lipid metabolic process; transmembrane transport.